AUGGUGCGCCAACUUUCAGCAGGAUUGACUCAGGUCCUGCCAGUUCCAGUGACGCCCCCAGCGCGGUGCUGUCGUCCUUGCCUGCUUGAGAUUGCCUGUGUGAAUCCUGCCGCCUCCAGGCAAGCAGCUGUGGUGUCAACUCCCGGAGGGCUGCAGUUCAGCACCAUAGAUCCAGAGCUCAACAUUGCGUACGUGCUUUUUGGUCACAAGCUGGAGCCUGACAUCAUCGCCAACAUUGGAGGUGAACUCAAGGUGAUUGGUAGUGUGUGGAUGGCAAUCAAAGUGCCAAGACAUGCAGUUCCCAUGGCGCGACCUUUGGGCACUUAUGCAGGGGCCUUAGGAUAG
Molecule: messenger RNA, 345 nt
Organism: Symbiodinium natans
Lineage: Eukaryota; Dinophyceae; Suessiales; Symbiodiniaceae
Source: the annotation of a GenBank genome assembly